Messenger RNA from Menidia menidia (Atlantic silverside), 1071 nucleotides. NCBI's taxonomy places the organism in Eukaryota, Metazoa, Chordata, Actinopteri, Atheriniformes, Atherinopsidae. The record is from the annotation of a GenBank genome assembly.
GGAGUUUGGCUCACCCUCCUUUACACUUACCUCAAGAUUUUCAUUGCUGCCAAAGCUGCUAAUUCAGCAGAUGGAAAUAUCAAAAAAGCCAGGAACACAAUCCUGCUUCAUGGCUUCCAGCUGCUGUUAAGUAUGCUCACUUUUUUAGCUCCCUUUUUAAAAACUUUGGUGAGCUUGUUGCCUAAACAUUACAUACACGUUCUCUUCGUUUGGUACAUCGUCAUCCAGGUUGUUCCCCGGUUCGUCAGUCCCAUCGUGUAUGGGCUACGAGACAAGACAUUUAAACAGUACCUGAGAAAAUAUCUGUGUUGUACCACAAAAAAGGGAAUACACUUUGGCAGCAACGAAAAUCUUGAAGUAGGUGUAGAGGAGGGUGAGCCAGACUCCACCGAGAUAGAUCAGAUCCAUGCCUCCCUCUGUUGCUUUAUUCUUAUCUUUACAGUCUUCACCACCCUCAACACUCCUUUAAAUCUGGCUGUGAUGGCAGUGGAGUGUUACAUAGCUGUUUGCUUCCCCCUGCAACACUCACGGCUCUGUACCGUUAAAAGAACAUAUGUGCUGAUUUGCUGUAUUUGGGCUGUGAGUGCAGUGUCCAUUCUGACAGAUGUCUUUAUUAUUCUAGCAACAGAGCCUGAACGGUUAUUUUACUCCAUCAUAUUCUGUGAGAGGGAUAACCUGUUCAGACACCCAGCUAGUUUGCAGAAGAGAGAUGUUUCUUACCUGAUCUAUCUCGGUGGAGUCUGGCUCACCCUCCUCUACACCUACUUCAAGAUUUUCGUUGCUGCCAAAGCUGCUAAUUCAUCAGAUGGAAAAAUAAAAAAGGCCAGGAACACAAUCCUGCUUCAUGGCUUCCAGCUGCUGUUAAGUAUGCUCACUUUUUUAGCCCACCUUCUAAAAACUGCUUUGGUGAGUUGGUUCCCUAAACAUUACAUUCAAGUUCUCUUCGUUUGGUACAUCAUCAUCCAGGUUGUUCCCCGGUUCGUCAGUCCCAUCGUGUAUGGGCUACGAGACAAGACAUUUAAGCAGUACCUGAGAAAAUAUCUGUGUUGUACCACAAAAAAGGGAAUACAG